AUGGGGGUGGGGGCGUCGAGCGUGGUGGCGCCGGAGGGGUACGGCCGGGGGUGGGGGCAGACGUCGCUGGGCGACAUGCCCGAGAGCUGCGUCGCGGCGGUGCUGCUCUACCUCGACCCUGCUGAGAUCUGCCAGGUGGCCUGCCUCAACCGGGCGUUCCGGGGCGCGGCCUCCGCCGACUGCAUCUGGGCCGCCAAGUUACCCGCCAACUACAGGUACCUCGCCGCACUCGCGGCGGCGGCCGACGACGACGACUGCGGCUGCGAUGACGCGGCGGAAGGCAGUGAUGGCAGGUGCUGCUCCUCGGCGGCGAUCAAGAAGGAGAUAUACGCGCGCCUCUGCCGGCCCACCCCGUUCGACGGCGGCACCAAGGAAUUUUGGAUCGAGAAGAACAAGGGAGGUUUCUGCAUGUCCAUCUCCUCAAAGUCUAUGUCGAUCACGGGGAGGGAUGAUCGGCGGUAUUGGAGCCACCUAUCCACAGAGGAAUCAAGAUUUCACAGUGUUGCCUAUCUUCAGCAAAUUUGGUGGCUUGAGGUAGGUGGGGAGAUUGAUUUCUGCUUUCCUGCCGGUUCAUACAGCCUAUUCUUCCGGCUCCAUUUGGGCCGGCCGCACAAGCGGAUGGGCCGCCGAGGCCAUGGCUCUGAGAAUAUCCACGGUUGGGACAUCAAACCGACACGGUUCCAGCUUUCAACUUCAAACGAUCAGCACAUUGCAUCCGAGUCUUACCUAAUUAACCCUGGAAGAUGGAUCCUUUACCACGUCGGUGAUUUCAUCAUAUCGAGUUCAGAUGAGGUGACGGAACUCAAGUUCUCUAUGAUGCAGAUUGAUUACGGCAUAGAUGAUGCCGGGGAUGUAGGUGAGGAAGGUGAGGAGGAGGCAGAUCCAGGACUCGUGCCCGCACCCGAACAAAAAAGGAAUGAAAUCCAAAAUCAAAUGGAAGACACUAAUGACAACACGAGCCUUCAGGACGGAGACGACGAGAGAAGCACAGCCUUCACCGACAAUGACGCUAGAGCCGGAGUUGUUGUCGGCACCACCGCCUCCGCCUCCGCCUAUGCCGCCGCCUCCGCCUACACCUGCACCUCCACCUCCGCCUCCGCCAACGCCAGCACUGGCGUCGGUACCUACGCCUAUGCCUCCGCCUCCGCCUCCGGCGAGCAACAAGCUCUCUCUCUCUCUCUUCUCUCUCUCUCUCUCCCUCUCUCACCUACACAGAACAAAAUAUCUGAAUGGAUAAGCUAA
Molecule: messenger RNA, 1242 nt
Organism: Miscanthus lutarioriparius
Lineage: Eukaryota; Viridiplantae; Streptophyta; Magnoliopsida; Poales; Poaceae
Source: the annotation of a GenBank genome assembly